CACACACUCUUUCAGUUUGGAUCAGAGUUGCGUGUGUUCAUGUGUUCACAAGAUGGAUCUGAUAGAUUGUGACGGAGUGAUUCUUACCGCAUUUCAUUCAUUCAGGAUUCACGCGGAUGAACAAAAAUACACACCGGACAACAGGAAAGGGCAGUAUCAGCGUAUAGGCAGCAUGAGUUUGCCCAGGACCAUGACCUCCUCGACCCCGGAGCGCUCCGUGUCACGUGACCCCCGUGAGUGUAUGGAGGACUACUGGAGUGAGAUGAAGACCAUCGAGGAGGACUUUCAGGGAGGACAUGAGGAGAUGAUGGAGAGAGGGAGUGUGGAUGAGGUGGAGCUUGAGGAGGCGUGGCUACAGGAGGCGGGUCUCUCCACGCUGGUGUCGGGGACUCAGAGUGACGGUCCGGCGGAGGCGCUUCUCUCAACGCUCACGCGUUCACAGGCCGCCAUGGUGAAGAAACGUCUGGAUAACUACACGCAGACGCUGCACAAGAGAAACAGACAGCCAAUGAGACACGUGCGAGACGUUUUCUCCACGCCUGACACAUCGUCUGGUGAAUUGACGCUUCCUGUCUCUCCAAACGGACAGAUCGCACCCAAACUGCCUCAGUGGAAUCCUCCUAAAGUUCCUCAGUCAUGUCCACUCUUCUCUCCGGCUGAAAGUAAUGGAUCAGGUGGCGGUUCAGAGACGAUCGUAUUAUCGUUGGAGGUGGCAUAUUCAGAGGGUGUGCGAGCGCAUCGGAAAGGCCGCGAAUGCCAAGACUGCAGGAGGAGCCGUAGAGACGACAGGGAUUUACCUAGUUUUCAGAUGGUGAAGUCCAGACAGGGUGUGACGCGAGUGAACGAUCUGUCAUCCGACGACAUUAAGAAGAUCGGCUACAUCUCACUGAUCGAGCUCACCACCUUCUACGACAUCCUGGGUAUCGAGAUGAAGAGGAACCGUGUGGUGCGCACUAAAGUACGAGAGAGCGGAAUAUUCGGAGUUCCUCUCACCAUACUGCUGGAGAACGACCAGAAGAAGUUUCCUGGAUCCAGAGUUCCACUAGUUUUCAAGAAGUUGUUGUCUAAACUGGAGCAGACUGGUUUACAGACGGAAGGAAUUCUCCGGGUUCCAGGAUCUGCGUCUCGAGUGAAGCACUUGCGUCAGGAGCUGGAUCUGAAGUUUUACGAGGAUCGUUUCGACUGGGAUCAGGUGCGUCAGAAUGAUGCGGCCGGUCUGUUGAAGAUGUUCAUAAGGGAGUUACCGUAUCCGUUACUGACACAGCAACACAUGCCAGCGUUCAGCGCCGCUCAGAAUAUCUCUUCACCCAAACAUCAGAUUCAAGCUCUUCAUCUUCUCAUCAUGCUGCUUCCUGAAGCCAACAGAGACACGCUGAAGGCUCUUCUGGAGUUCCUCAGAAAGGUGGUGGCAUUCGAGGAGAAGAACCGCAUGAGUAUGUGGAACGUCUCCAUGAUCGUUGCUCCAAACCUCUUCACGUUCCGCGGGAAAAAUGCCAAACAUGAGGAGAUGCAGGGGGCGGUCGGCGCGGCACACCUUGUGCGUCUGCUCAUCACCCAUCAGGACCUGCUCUGGAUGGUUCCGUGUUUCCUCAUCUCUCACGUCAGAAAGAUGAACGAAGCAGCUGCAGCGAAGAAAACGCCGACAUCAGAGAAAACCAAACGCAGAUUACUGAAGCGCUGGAACACGGAGAAAGACAGAGACCGCAGUGAGGUCACGGAGCUUCGUGACGGCGUCAUCAGAGUUCACGCGCCGCUUCAUACGAAGGUUUCCAUGGCGAUUCAGCUGAACAGCGAGAUGAAGGCGAGAGACGUGAUGGCGCGAUUUGACGUUGAGAACGGUCGAGGUUCACGCAGCGCCAGUCGACGACAGAAACAGUUUCUGUUUGAGGUCGGAGGAAACAUCGGAGAGCGUUGCCUGGACCCAGACACAUAUUUACUGGAUGUUUACCGUGUUAACCCUCAUUGUGAGUGGGUCCUAAAAUCACGACCUACCUGAAGACAGCCACAGCAGAGCUCUGAACGUGAACUGAAGAACCUAAAGGUCAAAGGUCAUGAACCCCGAGACCAUGAGGACGUUACUGGGGCUGUAGAGACCCUUUACAAGCCCUCAGUAAACAACUUAUGAAGGACUGCUGGAGGUCAGAGGACAAACAACAGACCAGAGGUGAUGCUGCUGCCCUCCUCGCAUCACUAUUGACGGAGUUUUACACGUUCUCCCUCUACAAACGUUUUGUUUCCUGAAUGCAGAACUCUUGAAGUUUCGUGGCACUGACGGUUCAGUGCAGGUCAUUGAGUUGUUUGGUGCCAAAAACUGCGAAGAAGCAUGUUUCAUCACUUUAUAACACUACGGAGUGUAAAAAGAGCAUGUACAUAAUCUAUUUAUACCACUAAUUUAUCCAACUGUAUCAUAACCAUUUUGUAUUGUUUAUAUAUGCUGCAUGUUUGCAAUGAAGCCAUGUGAAACACUACAUGAGCGAAUCUAAUGAAAUCUGUCCAAGUCAUAUUUCUUUCUUUUGAUUUUGGGAUGGAAUAAGAAAUUACAUUUUGGAGAAAGAAAGUGACAUCUGUUUCUAAAACUAGAAAGAUUUUUUUGUAAUGUGACAUUAUUUUCCUGACGAUUAAGAACAUUUCCCAUAAUUCAUUAGAACUGAAAUAAUAUAUAUUAUAAUUAUUUUUAGCAUUACAGUAAAGUAAACAUCAUGGACGUAUUCGCUUACUUUUUUUAUAUUGAUUUUUUAAAAUCCUUGUAAUAGUACAGACACAUUAGAGAUUUGUUUCAAAUGAUAGUGAUGAGAAUUUUGGGGAACAUGUUUAAUUAAAAUGAAAAUAAUGUAAAAACAGAAAAGAAAAUGAAGCACAUUUCAGGGCUGUGAAAAUGAAAUAUGACCUGGACAUGUUUUUGUGAGAUUCACUUACACAGGUGAAUAUUACCUCUGAACUCAAACCAGGCGAAUAUUAAUGCCAACGCCAUCAAACAUUAACUGCAUUAAUGCACAUUUGAAGGAUUCUAGUGUAAACAGAUAUUAGACUGUAUUAUCGUGUGUUUAAAGCCCUGAACACACGUUUACCUUGUGUAUCAUGAACCCUCAAUACUAUAGUAACAAGUGUUUAAAUGAAGGAAAUAGAAGAUAAUUCAAUAACCAAAUGACCUUUGAACUCUGAUUAUAAUCACUAACUUUAACUGCAUAAGGGCGGUCGUGGACUGGGUGUAUUUGAUACUUUGUAACACAUCAAUAUCUGCCAAUAGUAAACCACCAUCAUCCUCUUUGAUGCUCGAAAUUGAAUUUAUAGAAAAGAUCUGUUGAUGAAAAUAGUGCUCUGAUUUCAUUAUUAUUUUGUACUUAAAAGCUUUUGUUUUUUUUAAUGUAAAACAUGUUUGAUGUACUCAAAUGUACCAGUUGAUUUUUAGAGUAACAUUGAGGUUGCCAAUUGAAUUUGUUGAAAAUCACAUUUCCCUCAUUUGAGUGUAAAAAUGUAUUUCAUGCAUCAUGAAGUUCAUUGAGUCAGUAGUCUGUCUGUUAUGAGAUUAUUCAAUUAUUCUGUUGGUCUUUAAUCAAUUUUGACUGAUGAAUUCAUUUAUAACUACAAACAAAUACUGGUACUUUUGUCUUAAGAAUGUUUAGAUAGGGCCUGUGUAUCUCAGCGAGUAUUGGCGCUGACUAUCACCCCUGAAGUCGCCAGUUUGAAUCCAGGGUGUGCUGAGUGAAUCCAGCCAGGUCUCCUAAGCAACCAAAUUGGCCCGGUUGCUAGGGAGGGUAGAGUCACAUGGGGUAACCUCCUUGUGGUCGUGAUUAGUGGUUCUCGCUCUCAAUGGGGUGUGUGGUAAGUUGUGCAUGGAUUGUGGAGAGUAGUAUGAGCCUCCACAUGCUGUGAGUCUCCGCGGUGUCGUGCACAACGAGUCACGUGAUAAGAUGCACGGAUUGACGGUCUCAGAAGCGGAGGCAACUGAGACUUGUCCUCCGCCACCCGGAUUGAGGUGAGUAACCGCGCCACAACAAGGACCUACUAUGUAGUGGGAAUUGGGCAUUCCAAAUUGGAGAGGAAAGGGGGAUAAAAUAAAAAGUCAGAAACAUACUAAAUGUUCUCCUCGCUUUGACUAAAUAACUGUCACUGCAAACCAGUCACUAUUUGUAGCCUAGUUUCAUCAAAACCAAAUAAGUCUUGGUCAACCCCAUUCACAACAUAGUUGUGUCACAGUAAGCAUUAUGGAAAACAUGUAGCCAUAUCAUAGUCUUUGACAGUGCACAGGAUGUUAAAUAUGUACUACUCCAUGACUAGUCAACAUUUGGCAUCAUUCAUGUUGCAAUAUUUGGGUGAGCCAACAGGCUUUCAUUCUGAAAAGCUCAUAUCAUUAAAAUGAUGAAACAGUGAAAUGA
Messenger RNA from Myxocyprinus asiaticus (Chinese sucker), 4376 nucleotides. RefSeq names its product rho GTPase-activating protein 18-like. Bases 53 to 1996 code for a protein of 647 amino acids. Gene Ontology annotation, cellular component: cytoplasm. The record is from RefSeq and is a predicted model, not a curated record. Lineage: Eukaryota; Metazoa; Chordata; Actinopteri; Cypriniformes; Catostomidae. Gene Ontology annotation, biological process: signal transduction; regulation of actin filament polymerization; regulation of small GTPase mediated signal transduction. Gene Ontology annotation, molecular function: GTPase activator activity. The transcript has 15 exons.